Molecule: messenger RNA, 1092 nt
Organism: Pezoporus occidentalis (night parrot)
Lineage: Eukaryota; Metazoa; Chordata; Aves; Psittaciformes; Psittacidae
Gene: RBM23
Product: RNA binding motif protein 23
Exons: 9
Coding region: 251-1057 (268 amino acids)
Biological process (GO): mRNA processing; regulation of mRNA splicing, via spliceosome
Cellular component (GO): nucleus
Molecular function (GO): RNA binding; U1 snRNP binding
Source: RefSeq, a predicted model, not a curated record
AAGCCGGGACCGGGACCGGGAUCGGCGCCGCCGGAGCCGGAGCCGCGAGCGCCGGAGCCGUCACCGGAGCCGCAGCCGCGAGCGCCGCCGGGGGGGGAGCCGCUCCCGCAGCCGCGACCGGCGCCGCGACGACCGCGCCCGGCGCCGCUUUGGGCACAGCAAGAGCCCCUUGUACCGGGAGAAGAGCCCCGUGAGGGAGCCGCUGGGCAGCCUGAGCCCCGAGGAGCGCGACGCGCGCACGGUGUUCUGCAUGCAGCUGGCGGCGCGCAUCCGGCCCCGAGACCUCGAGGACUUCUUCUCCGCCGUCGGCAAGGUGCGGGACGUGCGCAUCAUCUCGGACCGCAACUCGCGGCGCUCCAAGGGCAUCGCCUACGUGGAGUUCUGCGACAUCCAAUCGGUGCCCUUGGCCAUCGGGCUCACGGGGCAGCGCCUGCUCGGCGUGCCAAUCAUCGUGCAGGCCUCGCAGGCCGAGAAGAACCGUCUGGCGGCCAUGGCCAACAACCUGCAGAAGGGCUCGGGGGGCCCCAUGCGCCUCUACGUGGGCUCCCUGCACUGCAACAUCACCAAGGAGAUGCUGAGGGGCAUCUUCGAGCCCUUCGGCAAGAUCGAGAGCAUCGUCCUCAUGCGGGACCCAGACACCGGGCAGUCCAAGGGCUACGGCUUCAUCACGUUCUCGGAGGCGGAAUGCGCGCGCCGGGCCCUAGAGCAGCUCAACGGCUUCGAGCUGGCCGGGCGCCCCAUGCGUGUGGGGCAGGUCCACGAGGGCCCCGAGCUCGGCCUGCCCCUGCCCCUGCCUCUGCCCCCCGAGGGCCCCGACGAACCCGAGCUGCUGGGCCCCAGCGGGAGGCUUCAGCUCAUGGCAAAGCUGGCCGAGGGCUCCGGGCUGCAGCUGCCCAGCACGGCCCAGGCCGCUCUGCAGCUCAAUGGGGCCCUGCCCUUGGGGGCGCUCAACCCCGCGGCGCUCACUGCCCUGAGCCCGGCGCUGAACCUGGCCUCGCAGACGCUGGCGUCCCAGUGCCUCACGCUCUCGGGGCUCUUCUCCCCACAGACCAUGUGAGGGGCGGGAUCUAUGGGGCAGAAUGGGGGGGAUCU